Molecule: messenger RNA, 9643 nt
Organism: Delphinapterus leucas (beluga whale)
Lineage: Eukaryota; Metazoa; Chordata; Mammalia; Artiodactyla; Monodontidae
Gene: PCDH1
Product: protocadherin 1
Biological process (GO): homophilic cell-cell adhesion
Cellular component (GO): plasma membrane
Molecular function (GO): calcium ion binding
Source: RefSeq, a predicted model, not a curated record
AUGUUUGUGCUGCCUGGAAGGCCUGAGGGGUUAGAGCCCCUGGUUGUGACCCAAGAUGGGGAAGGAAGCCCCCAAGGUCAGUGCUUAAUCUGUAGCUCUUAGAGCGGCUACAAAUGAAAGUCACCCUGACGGUGCCAGACCAUGGACCUCUGAAUUUGUAGCCAAAAUUUGUGAGUGUUCAUUUUUCUUGGAAAAAUCUGCAGUGUGGUUUCAUAAAAUACAUAAAGGGGAAUGUGACCCAAAAAGGUUACAAACCGUUGAUCUGGAGGGAGUGAGUGGAGGCAGGCUGGCACUGCUUUAUUUCUCCUCUUUGUCAUGUUUAGGGUAACUCCCAAGUAACCCCCACCCUGCCAAGACUUCUGCACGGAAUCGGUGCUCACAAUGAUCCCAUGUUGUGUGUGUGCUGUGCAAGGGAGGGCAGGAUAAGGUGCCCAGAAGGGAAUGAGGUUCUUUGGAGACAGGUGUGUUUGGGUUGAGGCUUGUUGGUAAGAUGAGCCCAGUGCCAGGUCCAUGCAGAGAGAGGGGAAAUGGCUGGAGGGUGGAUCCAAAUAGAGCAUCAGAUAAAUUCCUCCCUCCUUUAAAGAGAUUAAGAUUGCAGCUGAGAGCAAACACACACACUAAUCUGAUAACAGCCUCACAGGCGUUGAGCCUAUUAGUGCGAGGAGUGACCAGGGAGGGGCUGUGCUUGUGUAAGGAAUCUGCAUUCAAUGACCAUUUGCUGAGAGUCUGCUAGGGACCUACACAGAGAAGCAUUAAAUCAGACCCCAGGGAGUUCUCAGUGGAGUAGGGAAAUUGGGCAAGAAAACAAGCAGUGACCAUACAGAAAGUUCCAUGAUAGGCUAAGCCUGAGAGGUGAAAUAAUCACAGUCAUUCAUGAGCUGUUACUGAGUACCUACAGUGUGCAGGGUCCAGGGCAAGGCCCUGAGGAUGUAGGAGUAAACAAAGCAGAGGCUCUCCCAGUCUCCACUCACAGUCUUAUAGGAAAGAGAAAUAAUUCACAAGUUAUUUCCCAAACAGCUACCUAACUACAAUUGUGAGUGCUUUGAGGGAGCAUUUGUUGAAUACUCACUGUGCUAGGCAUUUAGCCCACAUGAUCUCAAACUCCCUAGGAAAGAGGUAGUAUUAUCCCCAUUUUACAGAUAAGGAAACUGAGGCUCUAAGUCAAUUGCUCCAGCUCACGCAGUCAGAAAGUGGGCAGCUGGGGUUUGCCUCAGACUGUCUGAUGUCACAUUCCCUGCUCUUCUCCACCCUGCUGCCUUACAUCUGUCAAAUGGGUACAGCCCAACAAAAGUGACAAAUAGUCCUUGAGUUAGAACCACUGUCAGCUCCACAACGACAGAUUGCAUCUGUCUUGUUCGCCGCUGUGUCCCACUGCCCAGGAUCGCGCCUGGAAUGUUGUAAGUGCCCAAUAAACGCUCACUGAAUGCAUGAGUGAGCACCUAUAGUGCGCCUAGCUCUGUGAAGGUGAAUGGGUGGGGGCUGGGGGAUGAGGGUAGGGAGCCCUGUCCCUUCCUUCGGGACGCUUGGAGGGGAAUAAGUGCAGAGAACACAGGAGGAAGCGCACAAUAACUGGGAUUGAACAACACGGGCGGGCGGUGUCCCAGGCUGCACAGUGAUUCAUCGCCAUGGGAUUGAGACACACAGUAAGUGGCUGUGAGUUGGAGGAAGGAGAGGUCACUGAGGGCUGAAGAGGCCUGGGAAGGCUUCCUGGGUGACCAGAACCUGCCUUCAGUGGGGUGGGUGUGGCCUGUGACAGGGCCUGGGGUGGGAUUUCCAGGUAUGGGGCACGUACUCCAGGAGCUAGGGAAGGAAGAUUGAGCCUGAGCCUCUGCUGAAAAUACUGGGCUGAAGAUUUUGGAUUUGAAUAGAAGGGCUGGCCGUGGUCGUGGUAGUGCUGGAGAGGAGGAGGGAGUCAAGACUGGGACUUAGCUGGAGGGUCUGGCUGGGGUCUGCUGCGGCACAGCUCAAAGCUGGGGGAGAUGGGCAGAAGGCUCUCGUGGUGAUGGCGGUGCAGCUUGUGGUUGGCUGGGGCAUACAGGGCUCUAACUGGAAGGAUUUGGGGGUGGGCGGGGAGAGGCAGGUAUGAGAUGGGACUGGACCGAUUAAGCGGGGGAGGGGCCAGAUGUUCACUGAGAGACUGAGCAGGGGUAUGGGGAGUGAGCGGUCAGGGCAAGGCUGCUGGUGUUAUUGGCAGCUCUGUCCCAGUUAGACCUGCUGGGCUCCUAGUUGCUAAGGAUAGGCUGGGGCAGCUCCCAAUGCCACUUCCAGGGCUAGUCAGCUCUGACCACAGUCCUGACCCCAGUCUUGACGUCUACUCUCUUCUUCCACAUACCUGCCCGUGUCUCUCCUCCCCGCCGUCCCCCACCCUGGUGGAGAGGGAGGGUAGAGGAGCCCCGGGAACUGUGUGUGUACACACAGGUGUGAGUGCCCAGGGGCACGUUUGUUUGGAAGGGGGUCGGGGAGGGUUAACACCUACUCCACAGCCCUAACCGUUUUCAAGCCUUGAUUGGUGCCCAGCCCAAGCUGGCCCUUCAUGAGGGCGGGGACAUUGGGCACUAGGGUGAUUACCGCCAGGAGAAAGGGAUCUGAGAUGUCCUACCUCCUGUGCGUACACUGACUUGGCAUCUCAGCAGGGAGAGGAACGUGACAUCAUCCCUCCUCCCGGCAGCCAAUCCCUCCUGAUUCUGGAGCCUGCCCGGAUGGGGUCCCUGAGGCACAGCCCAGGCCCUGGGGGGCAACGGUUGCUGCCGCCUGCCUUGCUGCUGGCACUUCUGCUGCUGCUAGCUCCAUCCCCAGGCCACGCCACUCGGGUGGUGUACAAGGUGCCAGAGGAACAACCGCCCAACACCCUCAUUGGGAGCCUCGCAGCCGAUUAUGGUUUUCCAGACGUGGGCCACCUAUACAAACUAGAAGUAGGCGCCCCGUACCUGCGGGUGGAUGGCAAGACAGGCGACAUCUUUACCACGGAGACCUCUAUCGACCGCGAGGGGCUCCGAGAAUGCCAGAACCAGCUCCCUGGUGAGCCCUGCAUCCUGGAGUUUGAGGUGUCUAUCACGGACCUCGUGCAGAAUGGCAGCCCCCGGCUGCUAGAGGGCCAGAUAGAGGUCCAGGACAUCAAUGACAACACGCCCAACUUCGCCUCACCAGUCAUCACGCUGCCCAUCCCCGAGAACACCAACAAUGGCUCACUCUUCUCCAUCCCAGUGGCUUCGGACCGCGAUGCUGGCCCCAACGGUGUAGCGUCCUAUGAGCUGCAGGUGGGGCCCGAGGCCCAGGGGCUAUUUAAGCUGCAGGUGGCAGAGGACCAGGACGGAAAGCAGCCGCAGCUCAUCGUGAUGGGCAACCUGGACCGGGAGCGCUUGGACUCUUACGACCUCACUAUCAAGGUGCAGGAUGGCGGCAACCCCCCACGCGCCAGCAGCGCCCUGCUGCGAGUCGCUGUGCUCGACACCAAUGACAAUGCCCCCAAGUUCGAGCGGCCGUCCUACGAGGCUGAGCUGUCUGAGAACAGCCCCAUAGGACACUCAGUCAUCCAGGUGAAGGCCAAUGACUCUGACCAAGGUGCCAACGCAGAGAUCGACUACACGUUCCACCAGGUGCCCGAGGUUGUGAGGCGUCUUCUGAGACUGGACAGGAACACGGGACUUAUCACUGUGCAGGGCCCCGUGGACCGUGAGGACCUAAGCACCCUGCGCUUCUCGGUGCUUGCCAAGGACCGAGGCACCAACCCCAAGAGUGCCCGAGCCCAAGUGGUGGUGACCGUGAAGGACGUGAACGACAAUGCCCCCACCAUUGAGAUCCGGGGCAUAGGGCUGGUGACUCACCAAGACGGGAUGGCUAACAUCUCAGAGGACGUGGCAGAAGAGACAGCUGUGGCCCUGGUGCAGGUAUCUGACCGAGAUGAGGGAGAAAAUGCAGCUGUCACCUGUGUGGUGGCAGGUGACGUGCCCUUCCAGCUCCGCCAGGCCAGUGAGACGGGAAGUGACAGCAAGAAGAAGUACUUCCUGCAGACCACCACCCCGCUCGACUAUGAGAAGGUCAAAGACUACACCAUUGAGAUUGUGGCCGUGGACUCUGGCAACCCCCCACUCUCGAGCACCAACUCCCUCAAGGUGCAGGUGGUGGAUGUCAAUGACAAUGCACCUGUCUUCACCCAGAGUGUCACUGAGGUCGCCUUCCCAGAAAACAACAAGCCAGGUGAAGUGGUCGCUGAGGUCACUGCCAGUGAUGCCGACUCGGGCUCCAAUGCUGAGCUGGUUUACUCUCUGGAGCCUGAGCCGGCUGCCAAGGGCCUCUUCACCAUCUCACCUGAGACUGGAGAGAUCCGGGUGAAGACAUCCCUUGAUAGGGAACAGAGGGAAAGCUACGAGUUGAAGGUGGUGGCAGCCGACCGGGGCAGCCCCAGCCUCCAAGGCACAGCCACCGUCCUUGUCAACGUGCUGGACUGCAAUGACAAUGACCCCAAGUUUAUGCUGAGUGGCUACAACUUCUCAGUGAUGGAGAACAUGCCGGCGCUGAGUCCAGUGGGCAUGGUGACGGUCAUUGAUGGGGACAAGGGGGAGAACGCCCGGGUGCAGCUCACGGUGGAGCAGGACAAUGGUGAUUUUGUUAUCCAGAACGGCACGGGCACCAUCCUCUCCAGCCUGAGCUUCGAUCGGGAGCAGCAAAGCACCUAUACCUUCCAGCUGAAGGCGGUGGACGGCGGCGUCCCACCUCGCUCGGCUUACGUUGGCGUCACCAUCAACGUGCUGGAUGAGAAUGACAAUGCACCCUUUAUCACCGCCCCUUCCAACACCUCCCACCGGCUGCUGACCCCCCAGACCCGUCUGGGUGAGACGGUCAGCCAGGUGACAGCUGAGGACAUUGACUCUGGUGUCAACGCUGAGCUGACCUAUAGCAUCGCCGGUGGCAACCCUUACGGACUCUUCCAGAUUGGGUCACAUUCCGGUGCCAUCACCCUGGAAAAGGAGAUUGAGCGGCGCCACCAUGGGCUGCACCGCUUAGUGGUGAAGGUCACUGACCGCGGCAAGCCCCCUCGCUAUGGCACAGCCUUGGUCCACUUGUAUGUCAAUGACACCCUGGCCAACCGCACCCUGCUGGAGACCCUGCUGGGCCACAGCCUGGACACGCCGCUGGACAUCGACAUUGCUGGGGAUCCGGAAUACGAGCGCUCCAAGCAGCGCGGCAACAUCCUGUUUGGCGUGGUGGCGGGUGUCGUGGCCGUGGCCUUGCUCAUCGCCCUGGCCGUGCUCGUGCGCUACUGCCGGCAACGGGAGGCCAAGAGUGGCUACCAGGCUGGCAAGAAGGAGACCAAGGACCUGUAUGCCCCCAAGCCCAGCAGCAAAGUUUCCAAGGGAAACAAAAGCAAGGGCAAGAAGAGCAAAUCUCCCAAGCCCGUGAAGCCGGUGGAGGACGAGGAUGAGGCCGGGCUGCAGAAAUCCCUCAAGUUCAACCUGAUGAGCGAUGCCCCUGGGGACAGCCCCCGCAUCCACCUGCCCCUCAACUACCCACCAGGCAGCCCUGACCUCGGCCGCCACUAUCGCUCUAAUUCCCCACUGCCUUCCAUCCAGCUGCAGCCCCAGUCACCCUCCGCCUCCAAGAAGCACCAGGUGGUGCAGGACCUGCCGCCAGCCAACACUUUCGUAGGCACUGGGGACACGACGUCCACGGGCUCUGAGCAGUACUCCGACUACAGCUACCGCACCAACCCCCCCAAAUACCCCAGCAAGCAGUUACCUCACCGCCGAGUCACCUUCUCCGCCACCAGCCAGGCGCAGGAGCUGCAGGACCCGUCCCAGCACAGUUACUACGACAGUGGCCUGGAGGAGUCUGAGACGCCGUCCAGCAAGUCCUCCUCGGGGCCCCGACUCGGUCCCCUGGCUCUGCCUGAGGAUCACUAUGAGCGCACCACCCCCGAUGGCAGCAUAGGAGAGAUGGAGCACCCCGAGAACGACCUGCGCCCUUUGCCUGACGUCGCCAUGACGGGCACAUGUACCCGGGAAUGCAGCGAGUUUGGCCACUCCGACACGUGCUGGAUGCCUGGCCAGUCGUCUCCCAGCCGCCGGACCAAGAGCAGCGCCCUCAAACUCUCCACCUUCGUGCCUUACCAGGACCGAGGAGGGCAGGAGCCUGCGGGCGCCGGCAGCCCCAGCCCCCCGGAAGACCGGAACACCAAAACGGCCCCCGUGCGCCUCCUGCCCUCCUACAGUGCCUUCUCCCACAGUAGCCAUGAUUCCUGCAAGGACUCGGCCACCUUGGAGGAAAUCCCCCUGACCCAGACCUCGGACUUCCCACCUGCAGCCACACCGGCAUCCGCCCAGACGGCCAAGCGCGAGAUCUACCUGUGAGCCCCCUUCUGGCCGGCCGGCCAUCCCUUCCCCAGCCACCGGCCAGCUCCCAGGCGGGCCCAUGCCAGGGCCCCUGCUCCUGACCCCUCCAGCGUGGACUUCCUGGCCAGGGCCCUGAGUGGGGGGGUUACUGGCCUCAUGACCACGCUGGCCCUUCCCCCAUGCAGGGUCCAGGUCUUCUUCCCUCACUUCAGCCCCCAAACCCUAGGGAGCCCCCUCUUCCCCUUUAUGGGGCUCCCCCCAGCUGAUGCCCAAGAGGGCUCCUCUACAAUGACUAGGCUCCGGUUCCUCGACUUCCAGGGAUCACCCCCUCACUUUGGGCAGAUGGCAGAGUCAAGGGUGGGCAGCACACUUUUAACUCAUUGUGCCCCGCAUGGCCAACCAGGGCGGGCAUAGGACGCCCCCAUUCCAGCCCUGCAGCAGGGCUGAACUGGGGAGCCCCUCUCCCUGGGAACUCCCAGAGGAAACUCUUGACCGCCAGGGGCUCCCUGAAGGGCUGUUGUUACCAAAGGUGGGGUGGGAUGGCGGUGGGAGUGGGGCGGAGGCCUUGUCUUCCUAUACUGCUCCUGGGCUGGCCCACCUGCCUGCCGCAUGCCCAUGCCUGGUCCCAUCCGGGCCCCCCCCCCUUCCCACUGGUCAUGCAGUGUCUGUAUAUAAGGACCUUGGAAUGACGUCCCCAUUUCUGCCUGAUUUGCAACUUUUCUUGUUGAUGUUGUGUUGUCUUGGGGGGGCCCCUCUGGGGGGAGACCUGCCCUGCGCCCCCUCUUCCCUGCCGCAGUGCCCCCCACCCCAGGCCUCUAUUGUUCCAUGUUGUAAAUACCCCUGGGGCUGUGGCAGGAUGGGGGUGCAGGCCAGGGAAACAAGGGGGGUGGGGGUGGGGAUGGGGGAACACUCGCCUAUCAGCAGAGCUGGGCUUUUAUUUAAUUUUUUUUAAGAAUACAAAUCUCUAUUUUUUUGGAACUGUUGCGCUGUGCCCUGGGGUGGGGGGGACCCCUGCUCAGGCUGGCCCCCACAUCCAGACGAGCAUCACGGAGGGGCCCUGAGGCUGUGGGGGGCAGCUGGCCGGGGGUGGGGAGACUGUGCCUCUGGCCUGGUUGGGUGAGUUGGGAGCAGGAAGGUUUGCUCAGGGGGUGGCUGGUUGCUGCCCCCAACGGGGGAUACCUGCACCCUGCCCCCUCUCCGCUCUGCACCCCCCCCCCCAAGCCCCUGCCAUGACUGACCCGUCAGCCUGUAAAACCACCAUUGCCUUGAUCUCAGGGGGUGGGAAGGGCUGCCUCAGGGCACCCUGGGCUCCAGGCCCCCUUCUUCCAGUUGGGCUUCCCUUUGCCAGGGUCAGGGGUCCCGUGGCGUGGGGGGAUCGGGGGGCAGAGAAGCCCAGUCAGCCAUGAUGAGGUGGGAUUCUUUUCUUCACCUCAGGGGGCCAGGGUGUGAGGGGCAUCCUGCAGAGGCCCCAUCUCCCACUGUGGCCAUCUCAAAGCCUCAGCCCCUCUUCCUUCCACAAACCCCCACUGCCUUGGCCCAUACCUCUCCGGCUCCCCAGGGGCCCAGGCUGGGAGGCUGGAGACUCAGGGUAUGGCCCUUGCUUGACUUAGUCUAAGCUUGGGGGCGCGGCCCAAGGGUGGGAGGGGUGGGUACAGGCUGCUGGGUCGUCUGGUGCCUUUGGGAGCUGUGCUGCUGGAGUCUUGACUCCUGUAACCCCAGAGACCCCACCUCCACCCCUGAAAGCCAGGGGGCUGAAGAAUCACCUUGUUCUCUGCUCCUUGCCCCUAGCUUGGCUUGGGGUAACAGUGCUGGGAAGGAGAGCAUUGUUAGGCUCGUGGCCCCAGCAUACACAGCCCUUCAGUGGAGGGUGGAGGGGGGUGGUGUAGAGUGGCCUGGGGUGGCAGCAACCAGGUCUAGGGAUUGGCCAAAGGCUCCUUUCCCUGGGGGAGGCCCAGGAAGUGGGCUGGGGCUUGUUAAAGAGACAGCCCCUUCCCCCUGCACAAACGGGGCAGGUGCAAUAGUGGUGCAGUUGGUAACCUGAGGUGCCCCGCUGGUGGGUCAGUGGCCUCGAGGGCUGUCCUGGGUCCUGGGGGUCAAGAUUCUGGCAAGAAGAUUGUACGAGGCCCAUUUGCUUGGUGGAGAGGGUGGUCCAGACAGGAGGCAUUCCUGGGGUCAGUGGACUGCCCCUGGAAGCCCCUGGUGGCCUGGGCACCCUGGCCUGGUCUCGGAGACCCCUGCGCACUAGGUGGAAGGGCAGAGGAGCAUUUUGCACAAUGGAGAAGCCAGAAGGAAGGGGGUGGCCCAGGUGGCUGGGAGGGCUGAGAAGCACAGAGGAGGAGCCCUUCCCACAGGCAAAGGCAGAGACCCUAGCCCCCUGGCUGGGGUUGGGGCACUGAGUCUGUCACCACCUGGGCACUUGAGAGGUGAAACCAAAGGUGGGCAGGGGAUGGGUGACAGCACUGGGGACCAUGCCUGUUGGUCCUAGGUCUGUGAAGCCCUUCCCCAAUGCCUUGUGUCGCGUACAGUUUUAUGUACAAAUAGGCGACAUUUGGCCAGAGGAGACCCCGCUCAAACCCAGCCUGACCCAGUCAGUGUCUUCCUAGAGGGGACCUAGUCUGUCCCUACCCCCUACUUCAGAGCAUGUCUCUUGGUAGGGGGAGGGUAUAUGGGGACAUACUUCUCUCCUAGGGUCCCUGAAGCGUGUCUCACAUCCUCGGGGGAGGGUCUCUGGGGCAUCCCUCACCUCUGGGGGCUCCCUAGGCCCUAUCUCUCCCCUUGGGAGUCUCUGGGUGGGGGGGACAUGUAUUCCCGCUGGGGACCAUGGGAGCAUGUCUCCCCCGCUACCCAGGCUCUCUGGGGAGCCUGUUGUCCUCCCAGGGUUUCUCGGAGUACUUAAGGCAUGUCAGUCUUGGGCCAUCUCUCUUCCCAGGGAAGGGGGCUAUCUCUGAAGCAUGUCUGGGAAGAGAUGUUUCUGGCCCUCCCUGCACCUCUCCCCCAGGGGUGUCUCUGACCUGCAGCACUUCGGAUGAGACUGGGCAGCUCUGAGCUGUCUUUUCUCCCAGGGGCUCUGGGAUACCUCUCUCUCCUGAGGGCCCGGCCUCUGGAGCCAUUUCUUCCCUGUGUGGGGGCCGUCUCCUGGUGUUUGGUUGGCCUGUUUUGGCCAAGAGAAAGCCUCUUAGGGGGCGUCUCCACGCGGGACUUCUCUGGGAGGGGGGACUGUGUCUCGCCCAUGGGGUUCCCCGGCGGUGUGUCUGCCUGUGGGGAGGGGGAGACUGUGUCUCCUCGGGUUAUCUGAGUGGGGAGGGGGGCCGUGU